UAGUUGAUGUUUGCCAGUUGCUGAAGCAAGUCGCCCCCUCUCCUUCACUUCAUAUCACAAUGAAACUUCAGAUCACUGUGCUGCUAGUGAGCAUGGCUGGCCUAGCUUUCGCUGCGCCGUCAGGAGCAGCGACGGGCGCCUUCAGUUUUCCCUCCUCAGCUACUGAGAUAGACAAUGACGCGCUGAGAAAACUCACGGUAGUCAUUGAACAAUUCCUGCCACCGCUCAUCAAAGCCAUCAGUGAUAACAAUGGUGAUAUCGUGACUCGCAUCAACAAGGUCGUGGAUUCCUCUCUGGCGCUGGGACGCGAGACGGUGUUGGUGCAGAACCCAGACCCUAAUCAAGAGAUCCUGAAGGAGAUCGACGCUGCUAGGGAGAGUACGCCGCUCAUCAUGCAGGUGGUGCGCUCCAUGCAAAGGGUCAUACAGAAUGCUGGCAAUAACUUUGAUUCCACUGACUUGACUCCCUUUAACCAAUAAUAAACACAGCCACACGCACAGUUAAACACUCAUUAACACUGUUAGUCAUAAGAAAUGUUAAUUCAUUAUUGAAGUAACGUUAGCCUAUGCUCCUCAGGACUGACUGCUUCUGGUACGUUGUACCUUUUAAACAAUAGCGACCUACACAAUGAACUGCAUUCAUCUCAACCUAUAGCUUAAAUCACAUUUUCACGGAAUCAAGCACUUAUAACACUUUUAAGUUACUUAAUUCCGACGUUAAGAACUAAGAACAUGUUUGUAAAAAGUUAUCAAUAAAUUUUGUGAGUCCGAACCACCCUAUCAAA
This is a messenger RNA of Portunus trituberculatus (swimming crab), 784 nucleotides long. RefSeq lists its product as uncharacterized. The coding region runs from base 60 to 479 and encodes 139 amino acids. The record is from RefSeq and is a predicted model, not a curated record. NCBI's taxonomy places the organism in Eukaryota, Metazoa, Arthropoda, Malacostraca, Decapoda, Portunidae. The transcript is spliced from 2 exons.